UGUUUGUCGUCGCCCAAUUCACCUGACUUGUCAAAUGGUUUCUGUUAAUCAGUAUUUCACGUGAUCUUGUAAACCGAAGAAAUUAGCUUAUUGAAUUUGAUAUAAGUCUAUGAGAAAAAUGAAUAUAAUACAUAGAUUCAAUUUAAUAGUUUUGGGCGUAAUAGUUUUAGCGGAAUUUUCGAAAUGCACAGAGUUUGUUCCUGUUUACAUCUGGGGUACAAGUAGGACUAUUGAACAUCAGCCUGCCUUACAUAAAGUCAGCCAAAACUCAUUCAAAGAUGAUAUUUUGGAUCGCUUGAAGAGCAAUCCUAUAUUAGUAGUCUUCACUGAACAAACGUUGAGUCCAGAAGAUUUUUCUCAAAGGGACGAAUCUGGUUUCACAACUUAUCCAAGAUUGUUGAAAUUACGGAAAACUUACAAAGCAUCAUAUUUUCCGUAUGUGCAAAAUCCCAUAAAAGCUUUGGACAAUUUAGUUGGAAAUCCCACCUUAAUAUCGGCCGACCAAAUAACAGAAGGCUGGAAUGUUCCAGACUCUCAGAUUAUUAUAAUUGAGUUAAAUGAUGCCUCCGAAAAUGAACAACGACAUGAAAUGUUAAAACGGCAUGAUUCGCUUAUUGCAUCUGUCUAUGAGAAGGUUUUGAACAAAUAUGGAAAUGUUCUUGCUAUUUAUACAGCACAUCGUACCUCUUGGGUCGGAUCUGAAGAAAUUGUGCAGUCUCGUAGAACAAGAUCGCUAUUGGCUUCUGAUUUAAACUCGACUACAAAUCAGUUCUUUGGCAAUGAUAUUUUCUUCUACACAUCGGGUAGCGCCAUUCUAAAUGGAGCUGACAAAGUUAAUCUCACAUAUACAGAGUCAAAUGAGAGUUCAGUUCUAACUUUAACAGGCUCAGGAAUUUCAGAGAAUGGUGCCAAGGUUGACCUCAAACUAAAUUUUACAAGGACUGCUAGUAACUAUUGGAAUCUGCAUGUUGUCGUUGUUACUAUCGAUAGUGUCACAUUCCAUGAGAAAGUAAAUGGGACAAUUUAUGCUCCUUUGGCGUUUUCUUAUGCUUGUGGAAAUCAGGUUUUCAAAAAUGCAUCAUUGGGGCAAAGUAUUACCCUGCCAAGAUUCCAAGUUCAGCCUUUAUACCGUCAAACCAUUCUAACACAACAAAUGAAGUUUGAUGAUCCUUACCAUUGCGUUGGAUUUACUUCUAUUCCCAUCUGGUCUGGAUUGUUUGUAACUUUUAUUCUAAUGCUCAUUAUGACUUUUGGCUUAACCAUGAUGAUGGACAUAAAAACUAUGGAUCGGUUCGACGAUGCCAAAGGCAAAACUAUUACCAUAAGCGCUGCUGAAUAAAAAUGCUCACAUAAGUGGUAACAGUUAAAGAAUAUUUUUGUGUCCAGUUAAUAAAUUAUGGGAAAAUGUGUGUUGAUUCAAAAUAUUCUUCGGAAAUCAAUUCUGUGUUUAUUACAUCUUCGAUGGCAAUCAUUUUGUUAAUGUUCAGGAUAUAUACAUCGACUUAAUUGCAUAGGAGAACAUUUUACCAUUAGGAAUAUUUUGCAUAAAUUGGACCAUGUUACCACUAUUUGUAAUCGCCUUCCUGUCUUAACGCUCAGUAUUGCACACCCGAUGAAGAUAUGUAAUAUUUUACUUAGGAGUGGCAAAAAAAAAUGUGAUACCUAAGUUACUAAAAUUCGUCACUCUAAGUAUAACAAAAUUGUCGGGUAAAUAUACUGCAGGCCUAACUGCCUAUAAUCUACUCUUCUUUCUAUAUCCCCUGGACCCUCUUAACGAUAAUGUUAGUCUUUUUAAUGCUAAGAACGUCUGUCAUACAAGGUGUCCUCUUGUUAAGCAAUUCCAUGAGAUUCUAUCUCUGCUUAAGAUUUUUUAUAUAGUUUUUAAGACACCCUAUAGAUGUACUAUAGAAGUGAUAUAGCUAAAUGUUGGCAUGUGUCGUUUCUCCUACCUUCUUUAAAAACAUGCACAACAGAAUGGUAAAAGCAUUAAAACGAAUUUUUUGUCCAAGAGAUUUAGAAAAUCAAAUUUAAAACCUAUUAUAUGACAAUAGUAUUUUUAUCUUUUGGAUCUAUAUUAAACUAGAAACAUGUUGGUCUAGUAGUAGAACAAUAAUUGUUAAAAAAUAGUCUAUAGUUAGCCGUGAUGUUGUUAAGAAUAGAUAUACCCAGGUGUCCUACUACAUAUGUAUAUGGCAUAUGUUUUUAAAUAUAUUCAAAAAAGGGAAGCGACAAGUGCAAGGAAAAAACAUGGUUUUUAUAGGAUAUUUUUGUUUUGGCCAGGAUCAUUUUUUUCACUUUCAUUAAAUUUUGAUCCACAAAAGUAAAAAAAA
Messenger RNA from Cylas formicarius (sweet potato weevil), 2330 nucleotides. RefSeq names its product V-type proton ATPase subunit S1 (gene VhaAC45). Bases 110 to 1339 code for a protein of 409 amino acids. The transcript is spliced from 8 exons. NCBI's taxonomy places the organism in Eukaryota, Metazoa, Arthropoda, Insecta, Coleoptera, Brentidae. Gene Ontology annotation, cellular component: proton-transporting V-type ATPase complex. The record is from RefSeq and is a predicted model, not a curated record.